CGCCGUGCUGACAAUGGCUGUUCCUCUGGACCGGUUGGCUGUUCCACCUGUUUAUGUUGUGACCCUAAAGGAUGUCGAUGAAAGACCUAUAUGCGAAGCUCAAGUAUACCCCGAACAGUUUUCGUUCCUACAGGGCAGGUGGCGCUACAUGUCUCACAACUUGGCCUGUUAUGGACUUUUGUACUACGUUAUUAAGCUCAACGAGGGCAUCGCCAUUUUUGUUUAUCACUCUAAUAGUCCUGUGGCAACCAUGAAGGCAUCUGCUCAUGUAUCUGUUGCGUUUCUAUUAGUUCCCUACUCUCACUCUGGUAACUGCAGAUUUGUUACAUACCGGAAAAGAGCUCGAUGUAUCGUUGUAUUUCAAAAUUAAUGAAAUUGCCGGGCCUUACACAUGUCGAGCUACAAAUGAACAUGGAACUAUUCAUCACAACUUUAGAAUAGCCGU
Molecule: messenger RNA, 445 nt
Organism: Varroa destructor (honeybee mite)
Lineage: Eukaryota; Metazoa; Arthropoda; Arachnida; Mesostigmata; Varroidae
Product: cell adhesion molecule Dscam1-like
Biological process (GO): cell-cell adhesion
Molecular function (GO): protein binding
Source: RefSeq, a predicted model, not a curated record